CGAAAAUGGAAAAUCGAAACUAAAACAGCGAUAUGACUUUAAACACUGUUCUCAUAUUUGUCAUUUUUUCAAAUCACCAAUCAAUAGAAGGUCACUUUGAUAAUACAAAUUCGGCAAAAUAUAAAAAGGACUUAAUUGAUAUAAUAAAAUCACUGAAUUAUGCAACGACGGACAAAAUUGAAGUUAAAACUAACAGAGUCGCAAAUAAAGAUAAUUCCGACGAAUUAUCCGAUGGUGAAAAGGAAAGGAAAUUACAAGAGAUAUUACGUUUAUUAAAGAGGAAUUACAAUGGAGAGAAACAUUACAACGAGCUACUGAAUAAACCAGUACAUUCAGGCGCCAGACUUUAUUUUAUAAAGAAUCCAGAAGUUCUAGACGAAUAUAGAAAUUAUUUGAGAAGGAAAAAGAUUCUUCCUUUAAGCUCUGAAGAAGUUGAUUAUGAAGGAGAAGAUGAUCAUGAAAAGUCGAAAGAAUCAAAAAGGCGCUCAGAAUUGAAAACAGGAUCCACUGAGCUGUCAGAAGCAAAUGAUUUCGACAGAGCUGAGUCACAAGAAUACAAAGAACCAAUAAACGAGACAUCAGUUGAAACCACACAAACCCUCCUAUCUGAUUAUGUUCAAGACAAACAAUCAGUAAUAGAUGAUGACGCGAUACAAAUACAACCAAAGAAAAUCGAUUUAAAAGACGUAGUUAAAGAAAUACUAUCUAAAUCAAAUGACGAGACGAUUACGUCUUUCGAAGAACACAAAAGUAGAGCGACAAACGAAAACGAUUUGGUAAGAAGAGAGAAGAUAGAUUGGGCUGAUUCGAAUGAAAAAAUCGAUAAAGAUAUAUCUGUAAAAGAUGUUAAAAUCGAGAAACCACAUAAAGCUACGAAAAAGAAAGCGAAGAAACACAAAAGCUCAGACGACAGGAAAGAGAAAAGAAUAUACGAUGAGCCUGUAAUAGAAAGGGAUGACAAUUACAAGCCUAAACCUAAAUUGAAUUAUAGAAAACCUAAAAUCGAUAGCAAGAAAGACUAUUUCAGCUACGGCAGAACUUCCAUUCCGUUUAUUGGUAAGAAGGGUAUUUAUGAAGAUAAAUAA
Vanessa atalanta (red admiral) is the source of this 1085-nucleotide messenger RNA. RefSeq lists its product as uncharacterized. The transcript is spliced from 5 exons. The record is from RefSeq and is a predicted model, not a curated record. NCBI's taxonomy places the organism in Eukaryota, Metazoa, Arthropoda, Insecta, Lepidoptera, Nymphalidae. The coding region runs from base 33 to 1085 and encodes 350 amino acids.